Messenger RNA from Bursaphelenchus okinawaensis, 3832 nucleotides. NCBI's taxonomy places the organism in Eukaryota, Metazoa, Nematoda, Chromadorea, Rhabditida, Aphelenchoididae. The record is from the annotation of a GenBank genome assembly.
AUGGCACAGCCUACGCGAAACUACAUGAGAUUAUACGUCAAUGGAGGUGAGUGGCUUACAAUGUUGUUUAAGUAGUAUUGGGGGUCAGAUGUUUGAUUGUGGUAUUGUUUUUGUAGGACAUUUAAUUAAAAGUUAGAGCUUACAUACGCAAAUUACAAUGUUUCUACCAUUUUCCCUUGCCCUACCCUACCCUACUUUACCCUACCCUACCCUACCCUACUUUACGCUACCCUACCCUACCCUACCCUACCCUACCCUACCCUACCCUACCCUACCCUACCCUACCCUACUACGAUUUCUCCGCCUGUCUUAACUUAAUCUUCACCUACCCUUCUUUUCUUUUACUCUGCCUUUGUCCUGCUUUGCCAUAUGCUUGACCCGUCUUAAGCUCUAUAUCAUAAAUACAAUUUCGUGUUUAAAAGAAAAAAAACCAAAGCAGCUUCGAACUGUCUCAUGUUUAACAUAAGUGAUUUGCAUAAAUCCGUAGAUACAACCAUGUUUUGGCGCAUGAUGUCAGUACAUGAUCGUAUUUUACAAAAAACACAAAAACAAAUACGUAACACGGUUUUACAAAUCCUCAAGAAAACACUAUAGUUUUACAAUGUCACAGCUCAUUUGCAUAAUCUUUGUAAUUUUGGUAAUUACUGUUCAGUGACUUGUUUUACAUUACUUUGGUUGUUUUAAAUUGGUUAUUUUACAUUACCAGCUCUUGUAAAUUGGAUAUUUUACAUUACUUUACGUUCGCUAUUGUAAAUUAGUUAACUUACAUUAGUUUUUGUGACUUACUGGUUUUUGGUGUGAGUUUUAAUAACUAAUAUGUAAUGAAAACAGUGAAUAUUAGCAGAGUAAACAGUAAAAACACAAAAUGGUAAAUUAACAGCAGUUCGUAUUUGAUUCAGAAUUGAUUAAUUUUAAUUUUAAAAUGCUUAUAUUACAAAAAAUAUUGAAAAGAAGUUAUUGCGGUUUUCAAACAAGAUAGAGCUAAAGCAAGCAAAGCUAGAAUUCAGUAAAACUAGGAUUAGGGCAGAGUAAGGGAGACUACGAAGGAGUUAGUAGAGUAGGGUAUGGUAGGUUAGGUUAGGGUAGGGCAGGGUAGGGUAGGGUAAACAUGAUUUUUGCUAUUUUUUGCUCCCCCCCCUCUUACCUUGAGCUCAACAUAUACUCUCAUUCUAUCUUUUUUCAUUGUAUAUGCUCUAAAAAAGUACAAUAAGUCACAUUUUGAACUAUAAUCUAUCAAUUUUUUGUUUUACAAUAAAAUUACAGUAAAAAACGUGAAAAUGUUCAAAAUUAAUUUUUUUAUCAAAUUAGGUCAUAAAAACGGUAAAUAACUUUUGUUUUUACGUAAUCUGGUUAGCUACAUACUAAUACUAUUUUAAUCAAAUAAUGUAAAAGAUCAAAAUAAAAUGACAUUUCUUGAAUUUAAAAAUUUUUUGAAAUAAAUUUGACUUUUUGAAGUGGUUGUGCUAUUUUUGACUAAGUACUUUGAUUAUUAUUUUAAAAUUUAUAUCUAAUUUACUAUGUAAAUCUUUUGAUGGCAUCAUCGUGCCUGGUAUUGGUCAUAACUUGUUUACUUUACAAUUUUAUGAUAAAAAAAUUUUAAAAAUGAUAAAUUUUUUAAUAAAAUUUAAAAAAAUAUAAAAUUUUUAAAAAAUUUAUAAAAAAAAUUAUUUUCAAAUUGAAAAUUUUUUUUAUUUCAUAUUAAAAUUUUAAAAAGUUUUAUAAAAAUGCAGUUUGAUGAUAUUUACUGCCAAACUCCCAAUUAUUAACUGCCGACAUAAAGAACCCGCUAUACUUUUUCCGUAAUUUCCUGCAAAAAAUGGCGGGUUCUUUAUGUCGGCACCUAAUAGAUGACUCAUUACCAUAGCCUAUCAUGCACUUUGCUAGCAAAAGCAAAAACAAAGAGUGAUAUCAGUGUUAAACUGUACCUGCCUAUCAAUUUCGUUCUUUUUUCUUCUUUUUGCCCGAGGCGUUUAAUCAUUUGCCGAGCCUAAAAUAACAUCAAACCAUUAAUUUGGGUUAAAAAAAGAAAUUUUGGGAAUGUUUUAUGGACAAUGAAAUAGAAAUGUCAUUGUUUUUGGAUUACAAUGAAUUGAAAAGAUAUAAAAGUAGUAAUGACAAUGUAUAACAUAAUAUAGACAUUAAAGAACGAUGUUAACGUAGGGGUGACAUUGUUGAAGUGGUUCACUAAAUUUGUCAUUUAGUCCGGGGACUUUUGGCGCACCCUGUAUAAGCGAAUUAUUGAAUUUUGAAUUUAUUUUUAGGCUUAUGAGCAUUUUUAGGCUUAUUUUAGGCUUGUAAGACAUUUUUGAUUUUUAUAGUACUAUAUAUCUUAUAGUGCUGAAUGGUACUAUUUUUUCGUAUUAUUAGAUUGACCCAAGAGUAGCGGGACACUUUUCAAUCAUUUGUCAACUGAAGUGUGCCGCUACUUUUGAUUCAACCCUAGAACUACAGUGGAACUCCUGUAUAAAGAAUCGCUCGGGGACCUGAAAUUUGUUCGGUAUAAAGGAGUUUCGUUAUACAGGAGUUUUAAAUGCACUGUGCAGUGGUAAACGGGAAUUUGAAAGUUGUUCAUUAUACGGGAGUUUCGUUAUAGAGGAGUUCGUUAUACAGGAGUUCCACUGUAUCAGAUACUAUAAGGUAGUGCUAUAUAGCAUCAAAAAUAUGGUACCAUGUUAUAGCAUCAAAAGUACAGUACUGUAAAAUUAUAUUAGGUGCCGACAUAAAGAACCCUCAAUUUUUUACAGGAAAUUACAGGGAAUGUAUGGCGGGUUCUUUAUGUCGGCACCUAAUACUAUGUACAAUCUUAUAACGUAGUACUAUAAAGUACGAUCUUAUAUUUAAUAGUACGUACUAUUUGUAUCACCAAACCCGAUCCCACGCUUGUUACUACUAUUUAAAAUUAGAAACUAGGUUACUAAAGAACAUCCUUUAACAAAAAGUUGCUUAAUUAGUCAUUAAAGUCCUUAUCUCAAUAAGUACAUUAAUUUGAAAUGCUAUUCAGUACCUCAAUUGUCACUCGGAACUAUUAAUCAUCGAAGAGAGUACUUGCAUUUUUAAAGACAAUUGGAAAGGUUUCAAAAGUUCUGGGAAUAUAGACUACAUUUUAGGCUUAAUAUAGGUGCAUUUGGCCGUUUAGGCUUAUAUUAGGCUUAUUUGGACUUUUAGGCUUAUUUCAAGUUUAUUUACUUUUUAGGUCUGUUUAGGCUUAAGAAGCUUUUAGAUUUCUAUUAGGCUUGUCUUAUUGUUUUCGGCUUAUUUUAGGCUUGUUUGGUCUUCUAUGUUUGAUGUAGGUUGACUUGCUUGCUUUUUAGGCUUAGUUUAGGCUUAUGCGGUGUUUUGAAUUUCUUGUAGGCUUAUAUUAUCUUUUAGGCUUAUUACAAGCUUACAAUUCCUUUUAGGCUUGAUUAUGUCAUAUGUUAGGCUUAUUUUUUGCUUUUUCCAUUUAUUAAUCUUCGUUUAGGCUUAAGGCUUAUAUUAUCAUAAUUUUUUGGAAAAUAUUCUGAAAAAACAAAAAAUUUUUAAAUCAAAAUUUUUUUACAAAGGAUGAUUUCUAUACUAAUUACCAUCAUUUUCAGCCCCAACAGACUACCUUGGCCCACAGCUCGGUUCGUUGGAAGCGAAUUCUCUUUUCCAAUCAGCUGAAGACGAUCAACUUCCAAUCGUGGUGAUUCCCUCAAGGAAUCGACGGGACCUUUUUGAGCCUUCUGACGAUACAGUAAUACGGAAACGGUCACCUGACCAUUUGGCACGGUUUUCGAGGAAUCUACCGGAACAGGAGCAAAUGUACCAGAUUCAGAACGUCGGCGAUCUACCAAUGUUCCGGUUCGGUUGA